UUAAAUAUACUUGCUUGCUGGGAUACUGCUUGAUGUGUGUUCGUAACGCAAGAAAAAAAAACGAAAAAAAGAAAACAAGCCGCGUCUUCUUCGCAUUGCGCGUCAUUCAAACAGGACUCGGUGUACCGCUUUUCCCUCUGUUGCAUUAGUAAUAACAGCGGCGUUGACGGGAGACAGCAGGAGAGAGAGAGAGGGAGAGGGAGAGAGAGAGAGAGAGAGAAAGUGUGCGUCUCUCCGACCGCGGUGCCCAGCGGAGGAAUACCCGUGCUUUUUUAUUUACUCUGCAGCUUGUUGUUGGUUUUCAUCCGCGUUAUGGUGAACUUGGACGGUCACGUGUGAAAGACAUCGCUGCGAACACCGGAGACGGACGGCGACUUCUCUCACCUGGCGUGUCUUUUUUCCCUUUCGGCGAGGGACAAAUUCACCCCCCUCCUCCACUCCCUCUUACUCCUUCACAAAAAAAGAAAGAGGCUACCUGCCAUUUUUUUCUCGUGUUGAUAGCCGACUUCGCUGGACUCCUCCUGCUCCUGUGACGGAAAACAACAGCAAGUUCUCUCCCUCAGGGAUGAAAUAUGCACACUCUGUGCCCGUAGAAAAAAACAGACAACACACACUGUAAAGUCCAAAGUGGUUUUAAAUCAUGAUGAUGCAGGAGUCGGCCACAGAGACAAUAAGCAACAGUUCAAUGAGUCAAAAUGGAAUGAGCACCCUAAGCAGCAGCCAAUUAGAGGCUGGCAGUAGAGAUGGGAGAUCAAGCGCUGGUGACACGAGCAGCGAAGUAAGCACAGUCGAGCUGCUGCAUCUGCAACAACAGCAGGCCCUACAAGCAGCGAGGCAAUUACUCUUGCAGCAACCAGGCAGUGGCCUGAAGUCUCCAAAGAGCCACGACAAGCACCGUCCACUGCAGGUUCCAGUGUCAGUGGCCAUGAUGAGUCCCCAGGUGAUCACGCCGCAACAGAUGCAGCAGAUCCUCCAGCAGCAGGUGCUCUCCCCCCAGCAGCUCCAGGCCCUGCUCCAACAGCAGCAGGCCGUGAUGCUGCAGCAGCAACACCUGCAGGAGUUUUACAAGAAACAACAGGAGCAGCUUCAUCUGCAGCUCCUCCAGCAGCAGCACCCUGGCAAGCAGGCUAAAGAGCAGCAGCAGCAGCAGCAGCAGCUGGCCGCCCAGCAGCUCGUCUUCCAGCAGCAGCUCCUGCAGAUGCAGCAGCUCCAGCAGCAGCAGCACCUGCUCAACAUGCAGCGGCAGGGCCUGCUCUCGCUGCCCGGCCCCGCCCCGGGCCAGGCCGCCCUGCCCGGACAGACCCUCCCCCAGCAAGCUGGCCUGAGCCCUGCAGAGCUCCAGCAGUUGUGGAAGGAUGUGACCGGAGGCGGGAGCCACACCAUGGAGGACAACGGCAUCAAACACAGCAACAGUGGCAACGGUGGCAACGGCGGCAACGGCGGCGGCGGAGGUGGCGGCGGCGGUUUGGACCUCACCACCAACAACUCCUCCUCAACUACCUCCUCCUCUAAUCCCGCCAAAGCGUCGCCGCCCAUCUCCCACCACUCCAUUGCAAACGGACAGUCCCCAGCCCUCAACCACAGGAGAGAGAGGGAACGGGAGCGCGAGCGGGAAAGGGAGCGAGAGAGUUCACUACAUGAAGAAAGUGGAGGCACCCACCCUCUGUACGGCCACGGUGUGUGUAAGUGGCCCGGCUGCGAGAACAUCUGCGAGGACUUCGGACAGUUUUUGAAGCAUUUAAACAGCGAACAUGCCCUCGAUGAUCGGAGCACAGCGCAGUGUAGAGUCCAAAUGCAAGUCGUACAGCAGCUGGAAAUACAACUUUCUAAAGAACGUGAGCGUCUUCAGGCGAUGAUGGCCCACUUGCACAUGCGGCCCUCGGAACCCAAGUCAUCUCCCAAACCACUCAACUUGGUGUCCAGCGUCACCAUGUCCAAGAACUUGCCCUCGGCAUCGCCCCCAAACUUACCUCAGACACCCACCACGCCCACGGCACCCAUCACACCCAUGGCGGCCAUGCCACAGGUGCCGUCGGUACUGGGAGGAGCCAACGUCCCCAGCAUGGGAGCCAUGCGCAGACGCCACUCUGACAAGUACUCCAUGCCUCUGUCGUCAGAGAUUGCCCCAAACUACGAGUUUUAUAAAAACGCAGAUGUCAGACCGCCAUUUACUUAUGCAACCCUCAUAAGACAGGCUAUCAUGGACUCUGCCGACAUGCAGCUAACGCUUAACGAAAUCUACAGCUGGUUCACGCGCACGUUCGCCUACUUCAGACGCAACGCUGCAACUUGGAAGAACGCCGUUCGCCACAACCUCAGUCUGCACAAGUGCUUUGUGCGUGUGGAGAACGUGAAGGGGGCGGUGUGGACGGUAGACGAGAUGGAGUACCAGAAACGCAGGUCGCAGAAGAUCACAGGAAGCCCGUCACUUGUCAAGAACCUGCCCUCCAGUCUUGGCUACGGAACUGCACUAAACGCCAGCUUACAGGCGGCCCUGGCUGAGACCUCCCUGCCCUUGCUGGGGACCCCCGGCCUCAUGAACAGCGGCUCCACGGGCCCGAUGGGAGGCAGCUGCCACGGCCUCCUGGGCGGAGAUCCGUCCAUCCUGACGGGCUUGAGUCCGCCCGGACUGUUGGGCGGGAGCCCAACCGGAAUGUUGGGCGGGAGCCCGCAUGGCCUGCUGGGCUGCAGCCCCCCGUGCACGCUAAGCGGCAGCCCCCCCACCCUGAUGCACUCUGCCCACGACGGUUACAACGGCUCACUCGACCACCUGGACACCAACGGACACGGCAGCCCCGGGUACUCCCCACCAGUACACAUGCCUCCCAUUCACGUGAAGGAGGAGCCACUUAACAUGGAUGAAGAUGACUGUCCAAUGUCCCUGGUGACGACAGCCAAUCACAGUCCAGAGCUGGACGACGACCGGGAGCUGGAGGAAGGGAACUUAUCAGAGGACCUGGAGUGACUAGGAUACCGUUUUUGGUCGACACGUCCCUUCCCCCAGCCACACUGUUUCUCUCACACAAACCUCCUGCAAGACUAGAAACCACUUCACAGUCCAAGCGACCACACAGCUGACUCUCCCCGCGUCUCUCUCACCACUGGGACUAUUUAUUGAGCAUGCAUCCGGAUGGAGACCAGUCCAAAGGAACUCUUUGUUGCAGCCCUUUGGGAUCCCCACACAUGACAGGCAUGAGAUGUCUGAUUAAACGAACUAACUCUCUGAGAUCUUUAGACAAGGCGUGGUCACACACACAAUACAAGGAUGAUGGACUCAUGGAUGGGGGGGGGGGGGGACAUGAAACAAAUGAGCAAAUCAUGUUCCGUUGAAAGCUAGCGGCCUCAUAUACUGCCAAAAAGGAAGACGUUUUAUGUUUGUGAAUAAUCCAACCCCCAGUAGUUGUUCGUGUCUAGAGACAAUUGCUGGUUCAAUUCAAGUUAAUUUGCACAGGAGUAGUCUCAGAAAUUUGUGUCACUGCCUGUAUGUUGCUACUAUAAUAGAAACCAGUAUAUUAUUUUUAGCUUCUCUAUUUUUUUUUUCUUCUUUUUACCAUCGUUAAUUUUAAAAUCUGAUUUUAGACACCAACAACUGUAAAUGCCAUUCCCUGAAUCAAAAACCAAUAAUGGAAAAGCGGUACCAAGACUGUUGUCGCAGCUGUCCAGAAAAAAAAAUGAAAAAAAAGGUUGCCUUCCAGUCUGUUAUCUGUUUGUGAUUUAAAAAAAGGAAAAAAAAAAGAAAAAAAAUCCUGGAAAUUAAGUUGGGGAAAAUAUUAGUUUGUAUAAAGCACCAUUUACAAAACAAAUGCAUUUCCACCUAAUUUUCUUCUUGCUGUUCUCCUUACCUCCUCGUCCUAAAGCUUUGUCUACCUGCAAACAGUCACAGGCAACAGCUAGAAACCAAAGCCAACACUAGCAAUGGCCAAUAGCUUAUAGACAGAAGCCACCAAACUCCUCUUGGUCCCACUUCUGUGACUUUAAACGAGUACAAAGAGAAGCUUUUGUUCCGCAAACUACCUUCGAAUAACCUCUGGGAUUGUUUCAUUCAGCCCUAUACAAAGAUGAUCACGAGAGAGAGAAGGGGGGGGGGGGGGGGUAAAUGCUGAUUUUGAUGUGUAAUUUGAUAACCCAUUGAACUUCCACUUUGGAGAUUUUCUGCCAGACGUACUGUAGGUAAAAAGGUGAUGUGAUAUUUGAACUGCAGGCAUUCUUGUGAUUUGACUGGUAGAGAGCAGCUAACUGUAAAAGUGGAUCCUGACCAAAACAAAACAUUUGUGUAUUCAAUGGAAGUGUAGAAACAUCGUGUUGUUGUGAAGUUUAUUUCGUUUUUCUAUUUGUUUAUUUUUUUUCACUUUUUUUAUGCAUCACUCGUCAUUUUUUUUCUUCUCCUUUUUAUCACGUUAUUUUUUUUUCUGGCCUGGUGAAUAUGUAAUGUUCUAAGUGGGACUUUCGAAAAUAUUGUCACGUCUUAUUUGCGUGGCGGUUUUGUUCCGAGCUGCGUCGAAACCGAAACUGAAAACACCGCUAACCAAACAUGACAAAUAUCUAGUAAAGCCAAAUAAGUCAUAAUUUCAAGUUGAUAUGAAAUGGCUUGGUUACCAUGUAAAAGCAAAUAAUAAUAGCCAUUGCAGAGGAGGAUAUCUAAGGUUGAAAGUUAACCUUUUCUAGGUGAUAUUUGCUUUAACGUCAUCAAGUACUCACCGUGUGCUUCAUAGCUUCUAAACUACACAGAUACAACUGGUGCGAGCACUGCUGUACUCUGUAUAGGAAACCAGCUUUUUGUAACACACUCGGUAUUUAAUGAGACUAGAGAAAAGUCGUUAACCUGGAGACCACGUCCCAUCAUCUUCCUCUCGGCUAAUAACAUCUAGAAAAAAAGGUUGUCGCUUUAACGCUCAUUUCUGUUUUCAGUAAACCAAAGUUACACAAAAUUCUGCCUCCUCUUGUAUGGGAUAACAAAAUGCUAAAACAGCCACACACACACACACACACACACAAGAACCCACGAGUGGCUUUGUAUUGUGCUGUAACGACCAAAAUGGAAACACUGUGCAUAUGUUGUUUUCAAGCGGCAGCGAGAGCGCAGACACGUGCAGUACUGUACAAACACGCAGCAUGUAGUUACACACACACACACACACACACACAUGCUAGUUUCACGUCAAGAGGGUACUGGGCCCAGGAACAAAGCUUAUCCCUUCAAUACUUAGGUGGAGUCAGCAAAACGACUUGAAGACGACGUUCUUAAUAAUCUUAUCACACCAAAUAAAAAGGACGCCGCGUCUUUCAAACAAAAAGAAGAGAAAAAAAGGGUUCUCCCACUUACCCAAAAAGGCUUUCUAAAAGCUUCUACCUCUGCACAACAAAUUUAGAAAAAUGAUUGCACGAGUUAUUAGAAGGCCACAAGAGCUGUUACACUUUACAACCGCUUGUCUCAUAGGACGUGGCUCCAACCAACGUUUACAUUCCCUGCGUCAAGAUACGGAAGAUUUGCAUUGUAAUAGGUUGUCCUCAAACAUUUGUAGAAUGAUAAUGUAUAGAUUACCUGUAAGGGAAUAUUGUGUUUUAAAAAUGCAUGUCUAAAAAAAAUCAUUUGGUGGACUGGAAACAAGAAUCAAUAAAAAGAAUAAAUAAUAAAAAUCAUCGGGACGAUGGCCUAAAUGUACGUACCAUGCAUUGGAGUGCGUUACCUCAGAUAAACUGCUUUGGGAAGGAUAAAAACCUGUCAGCCACAGAAUGCAUAUUACCUGUAGAUUUGCAUGGGUUUUGUAUAAAUUAAGUUGAAAAAAAAUGUCUAAAAUAGUUGCUUGCACAUAAUACCAGAAAGACCUCCAGAACUGCGAUCUGCUCCUCCACUAGAUUUUAGGAUUGUCUGGAUUUUCUGGGUUGAUUUUUGUCUGUAUUUUGAUAACUGUGCAUACUUAUGUAAAAAAAAAUGUUGGUGGACCCAUAAAUUUACCAGACUUUUUUCUAAGAGAAAAAAAAAAUCUCAGUGUUUCUUUUCUGACUUACCUGAAUUUUUACUGUUUCUCUCUCAUUGCUCGCUAAGAAUAGCAAACCUGCUUUUUCUGCAUCUGCUUUGCGUAGCUGUAAGGCUUAACCUAAUGUGUGUAUUUAUUGCUUGUACCUCUGUGCAUACUUUAUGAAGCAUUAUGUCUGGCAGUUGAGUCAUGUAUCCUUUCUACUGCUAUCCUUCUCUAAUAAUUGGGAAUAUGAUCCCCCUAUGUAUACAGUAAAUUGGAACUGUAGCAAACAUAUGUUUAUGUAAUUGGUGAAAACUUUUAUUUCCUUUUGUUUUUAUUUCCUUUUGAUCAAGAUUCAACUACUUUUUUUGAUACUUUUCAUUACUGUGUACUGUGUCCAUACGUUCGAGGUUCUCUGACAUUAGAAGGUCAUGGUUGAGAAUUGUAACAGACGUUAUUAUUUUCUGUAUUCAUGGCAUUUCACUGCUGAAUAAAAUAAAGGACCAAAACUUGGAAUUUGAAAAG
Molecule: messenger RNA, 6485 nt
Organism: Gasterosteus aculeatus aculeatus (three-spined stickleback)
Lineage: Eukaryota; Metazoa; Chordata; Actinopteri; Perciformes; Gasterosteidae
Gene: foxp2
Product: forkhead box P2
Biological process (GO): regulation of transcription by RNA polymerase II
Cellular component (GO): nucleus
Molecular function (GO): DNA-binding transcription repressor activity, RNA polymerase II-specific; RNA polymerase II cis-regulatory region sequence-specific DNA binding
Source: RefSeq, a predicted model, not a curated record